UCCCCUCUAUUAUCGAAAAUAAGCUAUAUCUGCCCUCUGUUAUACUUUUAUAACAAAUAUAUCUCAAUCGUCAUACUUUAGAGCUAUAUUUACCUCUCACCUUUUAAAACUUCAUUUUCAGCUCUAAAAAGUCACGUCUCAUGCUCUUAUUAAACGAAAAAAAACAACCAUAACUGCCAUUAGUAGUCAUUGUAGAAUGAACUGGACGAGCUACAACAAACUAACUACCAUAACUGAAAGCUCCAACACAAAAGAACUCAUCAAACUUAAUUGCCUUCUUUCAAACUUUUCUCGUUCCCACCAAUUCUUGAAUGCUCUUCACCUCUUCUACAAAAUCCACUCUUCGCUUCAUUUAAAACCAGAUCAUUAUACCCUUUCAACAACCUUAACUGCCUGUUCUAACAUCGUACAUCACACUAAAUUCGGCAACCAGCUACACGCUUUCGCCAUUAAAACAGGACUUAAAGAAUAUUCUCACGUAUCGAAUUCUCUCCUUUCGUUGUAUUCCAAGUCGAAAGAUUUGUGUUCAGUGAAAAGGGUAUUUAAGGAAAUUGAAACUCCAGAUGUUUAUUCAUGGACAACGUUGUUGUCUGCUUGUACUAAGUUGGGUGAAGUUGGGUAUGCUUGUAAGGUGUUCGAUGAAAUGCCGCAGAGAAAUUUGGCUGUCUGGAACGCGAUGAUUACAGGGUGUGCUGAUAGCGGGUGUCACGGGGUUGCUUUGGAUUUGUUUAAAAGAAUGCAUUUUUCGGGUGUUAGAUGUGAUAAUUAUGCUUUUGCUAGUGUUUUAAGUUUGUGUGAUUUGGAGUUAUUGGAUUUUGGAAGACAAGUGCAUUCGAUUGUCAUUAAAACGGGGUGUUUGGCUAGAGCUUCGGUGAUCAAUGCGUUGGUUACGAUGUAUUUUAACUGUAAGAAUGAUUUCGAUGCUUUUGGAGUAUUUCAAGAAGCUGGGGAUGAAGUGCCUGAUCAUGUAACGUAUAACGCAAUGAUCGCUGGUUUAGUGAGUAUGGAAAGAGUUGAGGAGGCCUUAAUGAUGUUCAAGGAUAUGCAAAUGUUUUCUUUGACACCCAGUGAGCUCACGUUCGUGAGCAUAAUGAGUUCAUGUUCAUGUAUUAGAAUUGCUUCUCAACUUCAUUCUCAAGUUGCGAGAAGAGGUUUAGAAAACUAUACAUCUAUAGCUAAUGCAACUAUAACCAUGUAUUCAAGUUGCGGGGACAUGAAUGCAGCCUUUUUAGUUUUUGAAAGACUAAAGGAGAAGGAUAACGUGUCGUGGAAUGCCAUGAUUACGAGCUAUGCCCAAAAUAGUUUGGGGAGAGAAGCAAUUUUCACAUAUGUUGAGAUGCAGAAGGAAGGGAUAAAGGCAGAUGAGUUUACAAUAGGAAGCAUACUAGCGAGCGCAGAGUCUCUAGUAGUUGUCGAAAUGAUUUUAGGUGUUGUUUUAAAGAAGGCACUUAUCUUGAAGACUGAAGUAUCUAAUGCACUGCUCUCUGCCUUCUGUAAGCAUGGUGAAAUGAAACAGGCUUAUCAAGUUUUUCAUGACAUGUUUCCUAGAAACAUGAUCUCUUGGAACACAUUGAUUUCUGGUUGUCAUCUAAACGGACUACCCAUGGAUUGCCUGCGCCUGUUUUCUGAGAUUGUUAGAGAAGGUUUGAUGCCUAACCCUUUUACUCUCAGCAUCAUUAUGAGUGUUUGUGCCAGCAUUUCAGCUCUACAGCAAGGGAAGGAGAUUCACACUUACACUCUCAAAUCUGGAUUGUUUUUAGAAAUAUCCUUAGGAAAUGCUCUCAUCACUUUAUAUGCAAAAUGUGGAAUGUUGAAUUGGUCUCUAAAGGUGUUCCAGAUGAUGAUAGAAAAAGAUGUAGUCUCUUGGAAUUCGAUUAUUACUGCCUAUGCUCAGCAUGGGAAAGGCAAGGAAGCUAUAACUUGCUUUGAGAUGAUGCAAGAAUUAGGUGGGGUCAAACCAGAUAACACCACCUUUAAUGCAGUUCUGUCAGCUUGCAGCCAUUCAGGCUUAAUUGAUAAAGGCAUUGAGGUUUUUACCUCUAUGGUUCGUACCUAUGGUAUAGAGCCUACAGCAGACCACUUAUCUUGCAUUGUCGAUCUUCUAGGUCGGGCUGGGUAUCUUGAUGAGGCAGAAAAACUGAUUAAAGAUAGGCAUGUUGAUGUAGAUUCCACUGUUUGGUGGACACUAUUCAGUUCAUGUGCUGCUUAUGGCAAUGUUAGACUAGGCAGAAUUGCUGCGGGGUUUCUGCUUGAGACCGAAAAGAAUAACCCCUCGGUUUAUGUGCUUUUAUCCAAUAUUUAUGCCAGUGCAGAGAACUGGGAGGACUCCGCUAAUGUGAGGAAAUUGAUGAAUAAAUGUGGAGUGUUAAAGCAACCAGGAAGCAGUUGGAUAGGAUCCUAAAGC
This is a messenger RNA of Lycium ferocissimum, 2404 nucleotides long. RefSeq names its product pentatricopeptide repeat-containing protein At3g49740. The transcript has a single exon. Gene Ontology annotation, molecular function: RNA binding; protein binding. The record is from RefSeq and is a predicted model, not a curated record. Bases 197 to 2401 code for a protein of 734 amino acids. NCBI's taxonomy places the organism in Eukaryota, Viridiplantae, Streptophyta, Magnoliopsida, Solanales, Solanaceae. Gene Ontology annotation, biological process: RNA modification.